Dentiscutata erythropus is the source of this 573-nucleotide messenger RNA. NCBI's taxonomy places the organism in Eukaryota, Fungi, Glomeromycota, Glomeromycetes, Diversisporales, Gigasporaceae. The record is from the annotation of a GenBank genome assembly.
AUGGUUAAUACUAUUAAUCCAGAAGGUGAAAACGAUAAACCUUUUGCAGUUGGAAUAUUAUUUUUUCAGCAAAAUCCUCAAGAUUCUCAUUGUACUGCUAGUGUAAUUUCUACUAAUGAUGGAAAUACAGGAAUAACAGCAGCGCAUUGCCUUUAUGAUACUGAUACAGGUUGCUUUUCUGAUCAUUUAAAGUUUUGUCCUGGAUAUGACAAUGGAAAAGAAAGCCGUUAUGGAUGCGUUGCUGUCAUAAAGGCUAAUAUUCCAACUGAUUAUAUAAACCAUUCUGUUAGUGAUUAUGCAACAUUAAAAUGGUCAAGAAUAUUGAUUGUUACAUUUGGAUAUCCACAAGAUGGUGACAUGAAUUGUGCUGAAGAUCGUCGUACUUUUUGCAGUUGGAGAGGUAACGCAUCAAAGGAAAAUGACAGUUCUGUACCUCUAGAGUGUGUACCUCCAUUUCUUGGACAUGGUUCAAGUGGAGACCCUUGGUUAAUAAAGAAUAGUCCACCAAAUAAUUUUGGAUAUUUGAUUGGAAUAACAUCUUUUGCUUUUACUAAGACUUGUUCGGAUAUUUAG